Vigna umbellata (rice bean) is the source of this 924-nucleotide messenger RNA. RefSeq lists its product as uncharacterized. Lineage: Eukaryota; Viridiplantae; Streptophyta; Magnoliopsida; Fabales; Fabaceae. The record is from RefSeq and is a predicted model, not a curated record.
AUGGGAGAGAAAGAAUCAGUCGUUGAGUACAUCGGAAGGAUCCAAGUAGUGGUGAACGCCAUGAGAGCCUGUGACAAGGUCGUGAAAGAUAAGAAAAUUAUGGAGAAAAUACUCAGAACGUUAACCCCACAAUAUGAUCAUAUAGUUGUAGCCAUAGAAGAAUGUAAAGAUCUUAAGAAUAUGAGAGUCGAAGAACUACAUAACUCUCUAGAGGUGAGUCAGGGUUCGAAUCAAGCCUUACAGACCAGAAGUAAUUACAAACCCAGAGGACAAGGAGCUGGAAGAGGUAGAGGCCGAUCACGGGGAGGUCGAACCAGAGGCAGAAAUGCGAAUGUCUGUGAUCAGAGUGUCGAAGAAGAUUAUAGCGAGCAUAGAGAUGGAAGCAAGAGAGGUGGAAAACAAACGAGAGGAAGAAGAAGAAAGAACAUUGAUAAGAGAAACAUCCAGUGUUAUACCCGUAGUAAAUUCAGGCAUUAUUCUUCUGAAUGUUGGCACAAUGGAGCUGCUAAUAAGAGCAAAGAUGAUGAGGCUAAUCUUGCGCAAGACACAUACGAAUUUGAUUCUGAUCACGUCCUUCUAAUGAGUAUAGUUGACCAUGACAAAGAAGAGCUGCGAUGGAGUCUAAGUAAGAACGAAUGCGAGGACGAAGUGCAUGAUUUAAAUAGGUGUAAGAACGAUUUUCUUACACAAGACAAAUGUCAAAAGGUGGAACAUGUAUUGAUGUCUAACAAUGCGAGCCAUGCAAUAAAAGAUAAUUGCUGGUAUUUAGAUAAAGGUUGUUCCAACCAUAUGACGGGCAAGAAAGAAUGGUUGAUAGACCUGGAUCUGAAUAUCAGAAGCAGUGUGAUGUUUGCUGACAAUAGUGUGAUCAUGGCUGAAGGGGCUGACAAGAUUCUAGUAAGACACAAGGAGCAUAUCUACUGA